CAUUUAGCAUCCAUUUCGUUUAUCAAUGCAAAAUGUGCUGCUUUUUUCCGUGAGCUUUUUAUGCGUGCGAAAUGUGUGGCAGUCACACUGAUUGCGGCACCGUCAGCUGUGCUCGCUGAAUGUGUCUGCGGCAGCUGAGUUGUUGUGGAGCUGGCUCGUCGGUUGCAGUUGUCAAUUUUGUAAGGUGGCGAGUCAAACCUUACGCAGGACUGGAGGCUAAGAGCACGAAUUUCUUUUGAUGGCGUAUGCAGGGUGAAGGGCACACACAGACAACGUCGGUGGGCGAACUCAGUAGUGUGUUGAGGAAAUUCUUUUGGCUCCGACGGGUGCAACGCAACUGGGGAUGUGGCCUGCACAAACCCCUUCGCAUUAUGCUCACACAGUAGUGGCAAAUUGUGACCUAAGAAGCCCACCGUGAGGAGUUGGGUUGGCGACGCACGCCGGUGCUUCUUGCUUUGUUGGAUUCAGCUACCAAGAGCGACGCUGAGUGGGUCCUUGAACAGUUGAGAAAUGUGAGUCAAGUUGCGACAGAGAAUGGCAGACAUAUAGCUGUUGCGUCUAGUACGAGUCAGAUAAGUCCAGAAGAACCUGACAAUAAAUAGGAAAUUAUUGGGCAGGGGUUGAUGCUUACUCUCAGUGAGGGCAUUCAGGAGGCUGGUCUAUAGAGUUUAGCACAUGAGGUCUCGGGAAUAGAACAUGGGUCUAGAAGCUUCAACUAUUUGUGCAAGCUUUUCCUCUUCUUCUUUCUUUCUUUCUUUUUUUUGCUUAUCUUUGGGUGUGUCAUGUUAGGUAGCAGCAGGUUAGGUAGCAGAGGUUUCAGCAAAGUUGAGCAAGGUUUCCAUUAGCUUCGAUGCAUCUCGAAAUAGGUACUACCGUUUGUUCUCCUGGAUGUAGAUAAGGGUUACUCCGUUAACAAACGAAAUGUUCAGAAGUUUCGGAGGUCACGAGGUUUCUAAUUGCUGAUCACGGGUUCCCAAGCAUUGGUGGUGACGAGCUCCGUUGCGUUGGGUCGUUACGCGGGCGUGGUGAUCGAUGUGGUUGAAAAAGUGGAUGCAAGCGGUCUUCUCUAAAGAAAAGUCCAUGCUUGAAGUAAGGGUCGCGGAAUGGUGUUGUUAUAGUUAUGCGGGGUUUCAAAUCUGCCCAGAGCAAGGCAAGUGAGACCUGGUCAUGCAAGGUGCUCACACUUCCUUCUUACUUGCUCGAAGAUAUAUUCAACAGAUUAGAGAUCGCGAGCGCCAUUGCAAUAGCUUCUUGCGCUUGCAGAAGCUUCAGGGAAGCUGGUAGACGGGUUCAGUCGAUACGGUUAAUCUGUUUGAGCAAAUAUCACGAGAUCGCAAGAGCGGGAGUUACUUCAAACCCUCCGAGUACUUUAACGCUGAAAGAUGGUAAAGGCGAAUCUAGUGCAUCAGGCGCUGAAGCUAGCAAAGGAGUCACUCAGUUCGUCAGCAGUGAUGAUGAGUCUGGUGAUGAGAGAAUCUUCGUAGUAUUCAGGGAAGUGGUGGUCGGAUUCCUUCAGAAGAAACCUAAUCUUGUGCAGUUAAGGAUUGAGAUCGAGGCAGAACUGCAGUCACAUCCUGUUCCUGAGACUGAAAGGACGAGAACAGAUUUUUGGCUGAGCGACCCACAGCAUUUGAAAAGAUGGGUGCCUUCUGUCAGAAGCACCUUGAAACACUUGUGUAUUGUGGAUUAUGGACAGCAGGCCAUUGUGCGCAGGACAACCAUCCUUGCUGUACUAUCUCAGAAUUGUAAAUUACUGAUGACUUUGGAUUUGCGGAACAUGUUUAUCGACUCUACUGGUUUAGAAGACAUGCCUUCGGUUGUGAGCUUCACAUUGCGAUGUGUGAAGGUCACUGGUGAUACGUUACAACACAUCAAUGCUCACAUGAGAAACUUAAAGACGCUGGCUCUUCUAGGAGUAUUUGGAGUAACACAUGGCAACCUUGACUUUCCGCACAUGAAGGUUCUAUGCCUAGGUCUUUCAACUGUGGCUAGGGAAGUAAGCAUGCAUCUCCCUAGCCUUGUAAAAUUACAGCUGAAGAUGCUUUGUCCUGAGAGGCUCACCGUCACUGCUUCUGAUUUGAAAUUCAUGGCUUUCAAUCUUGAUAUAAGAGAAAUUUCAAAGGUGGAGUUCAAGGAUCUUCGCAAGUUGCAGGAAUUACUCUAUGGGGCCUCGAGUUUUGAGACACUCUUGAAGAUUGUUGCAGCCAAUCCCAAUCUGGAAAAACUAUUCUUGGACAUACCCUGCAUGGCUCUGGGUGAAGAUGGGAAGUGGUUGGGUGUUUUGAAGGGCAUUCCUAUUACCCUUCCAAGCUUCAAGCAACUUCUAAUGUGCGAAAGACUUGAGGUUCUAAACGUUGGGCCUGGGCUCUGGCACUCAAUGGAAGAAAAUCUGGGGCAGCUAUCAACAGUGGAGAAAUGGCCUCCUUUCAAACGGCUCACACUCCACAUGAUACCUCAAAACCUGGACAUAUGUGUAGCUAUUCUGCGCAUAUUGCUGAAGCCAGGUCUAGUCGCUCUGAAGAUUUGUGUUCAUACCCACAGUCUUAUAAGCUAUGAGACAAUCGUGUCGGCGGUGAAGGAGAUCGUGUCCCACUUUGGCCAGGAUUUUAGAUUCGAAUCACAACCAUGGACGAAGAGCCUGGAUUUCUCCUGUUUCAGCUUCUAGACCCAAAGAUAACAGUUAAAUUCAAAAGAAUGGUUUAGUGUUUAACCAAGGGCAGUAAAAAACCAUGUGAAAUUAUCUCUUGGGCGUCUUGCAACAUUAUUAAAAAAAGAAUUCACUUUCUAUAUUUCAUGCACCCGAA
Molecule: messenger RNA, 2804 nt
Organism: Physcomitrium patens
Lineage: Eukaryota; Viridiplantae; Streptophyta; Bryopsida; Funariales; Funariaceae
Source: RefSeq, a predicted model, not a curated record